This is a messenger RNA of Marchantia polymorpha subsp. ruderalis, 3295 nucleotides long. The record is from the annotation of a GenBank genome assembly. Lineage: Eukaryota; Viridiplantae; Streptophyta; Marchantiopsida; Marchantiales; Marchantiaceae.
AGACGUUGUGGUGCUUAUGUUCGUCCGUUGGGCCCUCUCCAUUCUUGAGACGCGCACUUCCGGGCGAAGCGGAGUGGAGCUCGAGUCGAAGUGGAGAGUGGAGGGGACGGGAGGGGAGCGGAGGCUCGAAGGCUGGGAUAUACUGCUAGCUCUCGGCGCGAGUGUUGGAAUUUGUAUGCGGGGCGAUUGGGAGUCAUUUAGCGUUGAGUCGUGGCCACCUGGAGGAGGUGAGGGAGGCUAGGAAUGGACUGAUGGAGGAUCACGGGUUCUAGUCAUUCUGGUGUGUGGAAUUGAAGUGGAUGCCGACGCGGCAUCGUUUUUUUUUCUAGCGAGGCCUUGCUGGAGAUUUGAAGAUCGGUAGAGACAGAGAGAGGCGCGAGGUCAUGAGCGGCCAGCAGCAUCGCGCUUCGCGCUGCGUCUUUGUGGGAAAUAUACCGUAUGAUGCAACAGAGGAGCAGCUUGUGCAAAUCUGUGAAGAAGUUGGCCCUGUGGUGUCCUUCCGACUGGUAGUGGACAGAGAUACUGGAAAGCCUAAGGGCUAUGGGUUUUGCGAGUUCAGAGAUGAGGAGACCGCUUUAAGUGCUCGACGUAAUUUACAGGGUUAUGAGAUAAAUGGCCGGCAGCUCCGGGUUGACUUUGCCGAGAAUGAGAAAGGGGGAGGGGGUGUAGAUCGAAGUCGGGAUCAGCAGGGACGUGGUGGACCAGGAUUUCAGCAAGCUGCUUCUAACGUUGAUGUGCUCAAGCACGGGAGUGUUGGAGCUCCUCAGCCUUUCGUCAGUGCCGGAGCGCCUGGUACUUCAGAGCAGCCCAUCGGCCGGGCAGCAGCAUCGCAAGCUGCAUUAAUGAUGGCAGGGGCUCUGGGUGGUGCACAACAACUUCCCAACAUGAUGGUUCCGGCUCAAGGGCCGCUACAAACAAUGAGCGCACCUCCCGCCCUUGUCCCUGGAAAUGGAGGAACAGUCGCAGGAACAGAUGCACUUACCAAUCAUCUGGCUGGCAUGUCCAAGCACCAACUCUAUGAAAUAAUGUCUCAGAUGAAGAUAAUGAUCCAGCAAAACCAGCAGCAAGCACGCCAGAUUCUCGUGGCGAACCCUCAGUUGACCAAAGCUCUAUUUCAGGCUCAAAUUAUGUUGGGGAUGGUGCGACCUCAACAAGUGGUAGCAACUCAGCAACCGCAGACACAACCUGCACCACCUCAACAACCUGCGAGUUUGAUGCAGCAACAACAACCGAGACCUCCCCAACCUCAUAUUCCCCCUCCUGCUCAAAUACAACCUCAGGCUCCAAACAAAUCUACUUUUCAGCCACCUCUACCCCAGCAGCCGCAACUCCAGCAAACUCAGACACAAGUACAGCAACCACAGGCGCAGCCUCAAUCUCAUUUGCCUCAAGGAUUUCAGCAACAGGGAGGAAUGGUUCAAACUAGUAUGGGAAUGACAUUCCAGCCUGGACAACCGCCACCACCUAGCCAGCCUCCACCCCAGCAACUCUACCAGAUGGGUUCAAAUAUGAUGGGGACAACGAUGCAGCGAAUGAGCUCCAGUAGUGGCGGAGUUCCAGUUGGUCAAGGUAACGGCGGAAUUGCUGGUGGUACAGGCACUAUGGGUCCAUCUGGUACGGGGCAGAUGAACCGAGGCCCUGGAUUGGGUGCAAUGGACAACCGUAAUGUACAACUCAAUCAGGUUCCACCAACAUCAGUAACAUCUUCUGGAGUGAGUGGAGUCCUCGCUCAAGCUCCGAUGCCCGUGGCUCAAGCCGGACCCAUGGCCAGCGGGCAUCCCAUGCCGAGUGGGAAUUCCGGAGGAGUCGUUGGGAUGGGCGGAUCAUUACCUAGUAACUUAGCUCCGCCACAAAUGAUGGGAGAUCCAAAUGCCCGAGGCUACUCAGGAAUGGGAGCCAUGAAUACUGGAAUGAAUGCCGGCCUGAACACAGCAGUCAACUCGGGCAUGACACCAUCCAUGAAUUCCAGUAUGAAUCCCGGUAUGAAUACAACCAUGAAUACAACCAUGAAUACGAACUUGAAUUCAGGGAUGAAUCCCCCUAUGAACACAGGCAUGUCACAGAGUUUGAGCACAGGUGUGAAUCAAGGGAUGAAUGCCCUCAUUAAUCCAGGUAUGAAUGCGAACAUGAACUCGGGGUUGAGUGCGCUGAAUCCCGGGAUGGGUUCUAGUUUGAACCAAGGUAUGAACAGCGGUUUAAAUCUUUCACAAAGUGGAGGAUUCGUGGGGACCACGGAUGGAACUGCUGUGACGUCAACCGCAAUGCAGCCUCAGUCAUACUCGCAGGUUCAACUGCAAGCGCCUCCUGCCCCACAGCAACCGCAGAUACAGGUCCCUCUUGAGCUGGAGCAACAGAAGGCUUUAUUGCAACAGGUCAUGAAUCUCACCACGGAGCAGAUUAUGUCCCUCCCUCCCGAACAACGGCAACAAGUACUUCAACUUCAGCAGGCCUUGCGGUAGAUCCAAUUAGAGGUGCUGCUGAAGUAGGUGCACUUAGAUAGGAAUAGUCUAGUACUCAAGUAGGAGUUGCUCAAAUUUUGAUAGUGUGCUCUUACGGGAAGAGAAGUGUCAUCUUUUUGUAGGUUAUAUUUCACAUUGAUGUUGAGUCCUGGCAAGGUCAUACAGAUCCUUGCCCAGCAGUGAGGAAUAUGUGGGUGUAUUGUGAUAGUAUGUGGAUGAUUGAUUGAAGAUGAUCACUACCUGGGACGCCAAAUACGUGCAUGAUUCAACUUUGUCUCACAUUUGUAAAACUCAGAUGAUGUUGUACACGCCUUACCCCCAGCUCCUCUCGCUACGAUUGUGCAACCAAUUUGUCACAACUCUUUUCAGCAGUCUGACAACUUCUCUCAGUAGAGUUAUAAGACUUGUAGUCAGUUACACUUUCCAACUCAGAGCACGGAAAAUACACUAACGAGACCAAAUAAACUCGAGAUUAUUGUUUUUCAUUUACAACCAGCGCUAUUGCUAUAAACGAACGGCUUCUUGUUUCUCAUGUUACAACCAUCAGUGAUGCCGUAAGGAAGACUAGCAGGACCUGAUAUUUUUUGAUCUAAGUCGUAAACUGCUGGCCUUUCACUGAGUUGACGAUGGGGAAACUCUGAUCGAUAACUACUUCGCUAUUGAAUUGGCAGCAGAACUGGAAGGACAAAUCUGUAGCUCAAUCUUUCUCAUUGAAGCUGCCAAUAGACAUGCUCACGGUACUAAUUUUCAAUGUCGAAUGAGCCAACUUCCUAACCAACAACGGACAUCCUUGGACAAACGUUUUCGAUACAAAGUCCGAAGACACUGUACACAGG